Molecule: messenger RNA, 807 nt
Organism: Trematosphaeria pertusa
Lineage: Eukaryota; Fungi; Ascomycota; Dothideomycetes; Pleosporales; Trematosphaeriaceae
Exons: 1
Coding region: 1-807 (268 amino acids)
Molecular function (GO): metal ion binding
Source: RefSeq, a predicted model, not a curated record
AUGGAUCGUUAUCGUCCUGCUCACAGGCCCGAACCUUACGGCUACCGCCCUCGAACAAAGCAGCGCCAGGAACCUCACCCACGCCCAUCACGACCCCGCUCCCGUUCGGAUAGAUAUAAGGAGUAUGACACCUAUACCCCAGCCUGUCGGUCCCCGUCGCGUCCCCGUCUGUUCCCUCAAUCGUCGCCUACCUAUCCGGAGCCAACACCUGGAUAUACCGACUACGAGUUCGCAUCUCAGCGUUUGCGACAUCGAAACAAAUCAAUCGAUGUCUCGCUACCAAAACAUUUCGUUGCACCGAUUACUUGCUUCUUCUGGCACCACUUCGGCCGCUGCAACAAGAGAGACGAGGAUUGCGCGUACGCACACUGGGAUACUGGAUACCUUGCUGCAGCGCCUAUCAAUAUCGUGAGCGCUACGGGUUCUGGUGGGUGCCUCCCCUCUCGUUCUAUGCCAGGAGAUCCCCCGUACAACCAUGCGCAAGACCUGUGGAUUGCUGACAAAUCGUCGACAGAGAGCGUGGCGGGAACUAAAGCACGAGACCCUACAGUCCAUACGUCCGGACCAUCCUCGACAAAUCUCACAGAGGGGACAGAGGUACUCCAUGUCCGGCAGGAGCGGCUCCGGCUCAAGGAGAAAAGCUUCGAGAAGCGAGUAGAGGAUCUAGAGAAGUCGGUUCGACUGAGGGAGCAGGAGGUGCAGAAAAGAGAGAAGAGAGUCGCCAGUAUGGAAGCGGUGCAAAAUGCAAAGGCUGGGUGUUCCAGCUGGGUGUGCGAGAAGUGCGGUCAGCAGGGUGAGUGGCCAUAA